UUUAAUGUUGCUUUCAUUCUCAAACAGGUAGUGGGACAAAUAGAUCACUUGACCUCUGAUCUAAAUCUGUCCGAGGAUGCAAACAAGAGUUACAAAAGUGACACCCUUGACAGCAGCUCCAGUGGAGUGACUGUGUCUACUCUGGAAAAAUCCAAAGAUCGACCAAAAAUGAUUAACAGGACUGCACCAACCACAACAGCUGUACUGACAGUGCUUCGUAAAUCAAAACCUCCACCCCCACCACCACGGAGAACACCAGUCAGGGUGAAGAGUCCAGCAAAAACAUCUUCUAUAAGUAACAGUCUCAAAAUAAAUGGUGCCUUCAUCCACAAUGGAGCACAUUCACCCGCAGACCAACUAAUGGGCAAUAAUGCAACAUGCAGUUCAAAUGUUGACAAACUUUGGGUGCAAGAGAAUCAAACGGACAACAUUGGUGGUGCUGGUGAAACCAAACCAUUGACAAACACUGUUCAGAAUAGCCAACGACCUUCAAAAUAUAGCCUUUAUCCCACUUUCAACACCAAAUAUGAACUCCCUGUUCAACAGAAGGAUGUGAGCACUGCUAAUGUCCAUUGUUGUACUAGAUCACAGCUUCAUCCCUGUCUAGACAGAAGAUCACCAAUAUUCUGUAACACCAGUAUCUCUACAACAAGUGUAGGCACAAGUUCACAUCCAAAGAAUCCACGGACAACAGUGAGAAAACAUACUUCCACAACUGUUUGAAAGAUUUGGGAAGAAAGAUUUUAUAGUAGAUCUGCUCAAUAGAGUUCAAUUUUCUACCAUCUUGGAAUGUUCAGAUCAAUAAACAAGCAAGUAAGUAGUAACAAUGUUGCUGAAAAAAAUACCCUGCUACAUAAUCUGAUGACCUCAUGAGAGGAAUGACUGGUAUUACCCAGUUCCUAUUCUUAAAUUGAUUUCCUUUGAAGCUAAACUAUACCCGACUGAACUGGGAUACAGAAAGAAGAAUAAUCUUUCCCUGUUCCCAGAGUUCCUGAUGACAUUGGCAUAAGCUGAGCAUGUCUUCACAGUUGCUGGUAGUCAUUCAGUACCUUACCCCAAAGUAUUGUCAUUCAUGAAUGUAGAUUGGUUGUCUUGUGAGGAAAGAUUGAACAGUCUGGUCUCGUUUACACUGGAGUUUAAAAGAUUUUAUUGAAGUUCAUAAGAUCCUAAAUAGCCUUAGCUAUGUGGACAUGGAAAAGAUGUUUAUUCUUUUGGGUGAGUCCAGAACAUUGCUUUAAAAUUAGGAGUCACCCUUUGGGAUAGAUGAGGGGAAAUUUUUCUAUCAAAGAGUGGUGCAACUUUGGAACAAUGUGCCUCAUAAGACAUUUGGAUGUAUGGUCAUUGAAUAUUUUUAAGACAGAAGUACAUUGAGUUGUUAGACAUAGAAUCAAAGAUUUUCAGGGUGGGGGUGCAGGUGGAAAUGGGUAAUUUGGAACACAGGUUAGCCAAGACCUUGUUGAAUAGAAGAGGAAAAAUUGAAUGGCCUAUUGGUGCUCCUAAUUCACAUUCUUAUGAAUGAGCCUAGAAAGUAAGUCAUCAAUGACAGUUGAAAAAUGUGGUGCUGGAAAAACACAGCAGGCCAGGCAGCAUCCGAGGAGCAGGAGAAUCAA
Chiloscyllium plagiosum (whitespotted bambooshark) is the source of this 1610-nucleotide messenger RNA. The record is from RefSeq and is a predicted model, not a curated record. Lineage: Eukaryota; Metazoa; Chordata; Chondrichthyes; Orectolobiformes; Hemiscylliidae.